Molecule: messenger RNA, 2270 nt
Organism: Tilletiaria anomala UBC 951
Lineage: Eukaryota; Fungi; Basidiomycota; Exobasidiomycetes; Georgefischeriales; Tilletiariaceae
Product: WD40 repeat-like protein
Exons: 2
Coding region: 93-2213 (706 amino acids)
Cellular component (GO): small-subunit processome
Molecular function (GO): snoRNA binding; protein binding
Source: RefSeq, a predicted model, not a curated record
CAACAGUAUAAGCUGCUUCAAGGCCAUGCUUUCGAUCUCGCAUUGAGCGAUUGUGGUGGAGCUCAGGAAAGGUCUUUCAGGUGCAGAGCAUCAUGCCUGACGCUUUCUUUCAGAAGAAACGCAAGAGAACGGCGCCAAAUGGCCGUGGAAGCUCUGCAGCUGGCCCUUCCCCAUCAAAGGUAAAGAAGGGCAAGGCGAGACGCAUUGAUCGAGAUGCUUCGGUUUCUGAAUCCGAAGGUGGUGGUGACGAUGCAGGUGGUAUUGGAGAUAUAGAUCUACGGCAUGAUUACGACGACGAUGAGGGCCGGGAGAACGAGACACACGCGCAAGCCAGGGUGCGCCUUGCGAAAGCAUACCUAGAGGGCAUUAGAUCAGAGCAGCAAGCAGAGCAAGACGACUUGGCGUAUGGUGCUGACGCAGCAGAGAUCGAUCGACAAAACAUCGCUGCUCGGCUGCAGCGAGAUGUCGAGGAGCAAUCGAGCCGAAUGCACAUCUUCAUCUCUUCCUACCUCUCCCGUCCUUCAACCUCAAAAGACGCAAUCGGAGACUCGAGUCAAGGGCAUUUGCCAGUGGAAAACGUUCUGGCUGUGAGGGGACACAAGCUCAGCAUCACAGCCACGGCCGUCACACCUGAUUGCCACUACCUUUACACCGGAUCCAAGGAGGGGCAUAUUUUCAAGUGGGACCUGAAGGAUGGGACCCUGGUGCGCAUAUUGGGAAAGCGACCGCGCGUCAGUGCUCUGAUGACCAGCACAGAAAAACAAGAAGAAACUAAGUUCAGUAAGCGCAGCGGUGCUGCCAGGCGGAGAGCGAUGCGUGAGGCAAAGGCGAGGGGCCCAAGAGUACAAGGGAUCUCAACGAAUGGCGAUCAAACAAUGGAUGUGGAUGGAGAAGAAUUGCGUCUUUUCGUCUCGCUUGGAGAGGGCGAAGGUCAUACAGACGAGAUUCUGACGCUAGCUGUGUCCCCCGAUGGAAAAUACCUCGCCUCUGGCGGCCGGGACACUCGAGUGGGGGUAUGGUCCAUUCCGCCACCCACGUCGUCAACAGCUCCUCAGAAAUCACAACCAAUGGAAAAGUGGCUUCGCGGCUUACGCGGGCACAAGGACGCCAUCACCGCACUCCGCUUCCGCCAAUCAACCACGUCACCGUACGAGCUCUUUUCCACUUCAUACGACCGCAGCAUCAAGCUAUGGGCCGUCGAUCAGCUCUCCUACAUUGAAACGCUCUUUGGACACCAAGACCCCGUGCUGGACUUAAACAUACUCCGUGACGAGACGGCUGUGAGCGCAGGCGGGCGGGACCGCACCGUACGAUUCUGGAAGAUUCGCAACGAGAGCCAGCUCAUCUUUCGCGCAGGCGGCCUCGGCAAGGGUGCAGCAGCAAAAAGAAGCCGGGACAUGCUCGAAGGUGGUGACCUGUUCGACCCUGAUGCGAAGGGCCUCACCAAGUUUAAGACCGCUCCGAGACCGGGUGGUGCUGCGGAGCCUGACAUCACCGGAAGGGAAUUUUUCGAAGGUAGCAUCGACUGCGUUGCGAUGAUCGACGAGACGAACUUCCUCAGCGGAGGAGACAGCGGUGCUAUCUCGCUCUGGAACACCGGCAAGAAGAAGCCAAUCUUCACGCGCCUGCUUGCACAUGGCUAUGACGAAUUCGUCGGACGCAAUGAGGAUGACGAUGUGGACAGGAAGUUACCUCAACCGCGAUGGAUUACCGCCCUUGCGUGUCUGCCUUACGGCGACAUCUUUGCCAGCGGAUCAUGGGAUGGUGAAAUCAAAAUCUGGGGUAUCGAAAGGUCGCUCCGCAGUUUCAAGCAGCUGUACUCGAUUCCAGCUGCCGGUUUCGUCAACUCCCUGCAGCUCAUUAGUCCUCCGACACCUGCGAGGAAAGAUCUGGGAGCAUACAUUCGACCCGAGCUGUGGAGGCGACGCGGCGGGCUCGUCGACAUUCAGGGCAGCAACGACGCCAAGAAGCAGAUUGAAACGGCUUUGCCUAACCUCGAUGGAAACGCCAACGAUGCCAACGAGGAGGAUACCGAUCAAGUGGUCAGUCACAAGGUGCGCAUCGCAAAGGAGCGCUCAUCGCCGAUGCUCAUCGCUGGCCUCGGCAAGGAACACAGACUCGGGCGAUGGAAGAAAUUGGAGACGCAAUUUGGGACAGAGGCAGCAACUGUUCGCAACGGCACAUUGAUAAUUUCGCUUCCCUUGAAGGACUGAACUGUGACAUCCUGUCCGCAAUGGGAAUAACAAGCAAUAUGUAAUCGGAACCAAACU